AUGAGCCAGCCCAAUGAGGAUGAAGAGCUUCAUGGGAAUGAGGAUCUCUUGGUAGCUUCUCAGGAGAAAGGUCUGCCUGAGACACCAUCCAUGAAAAAGCCAGCCACAGCAAAGCCAAAAGCAAAGGGAAAGGCUAAAGGAAAGCCUAAGGGCAAGGCCAAGGCAAAGGCCAAAUCUGCUUCAAACAAGGGCAAGAACAAGAAGGUAAAGGAUGGCGAUGGUGACAAACCAACCUUGAAGCGACCAGCACUGGACAAGGAGGAAGAGACAAGUGAUGAGCAGCCUGAGGAAGAAGAGAUGGAGCAUGACCCAUGUGAUACCGACUUUGCCAUGGACCAGGGUGAGGAACCUGAAGCCAACAAGAAGGACAGGAGCAAGGACGCCAAGUUCAAAAGGUUACUUGCGCAACACCAACUUCCAAGUUGGUUGGAGGAGGCUUACAAUGCCACACUCACCAUGAAGUCAGGCAGGACAGAGAAACAAAGGGAGAUAGUGAAUGCUGCCUUUGACAGCUCUGGAGGCAAGCUGGUCCUGAGCACUGAGAAGCCCUUGUUUAAGGAGAUGAAAGAGACAUACAAGGAGAGCGUGUCCUCACACAAACAAAAGACCCUACCAAAGGUCUUGCUGAUGGGCAAAUUCCACUUGGAUGAAAGCGCCUUUCAAGCCGGUUUGAUGUCAGGAGACAUCGAGGAGGUGGAGGGAAAGGAUGGCAAGGUGAGCUAUGCCUGGAGGUCAGAUGAGCACCAAGAGCUGAGAGGCAAGAGGAGCAAUACCCAGCAGCAGCAAGAGAAGGAAGGCGCAAAGGCAGAUGCAGAGCUGUUUGCCAACAUGAGCAAGGACUGGAAGAUAGGCCUCUUCAAGCCUAGCACCACCUCGAGUUCUUCCAAGGGCACCCACCUUGCCUUGGAGGAUACCAAGAAGGGACUCACAAGCAAGCAAUGGGGCCAAGCGCAAAAGCAGCUGAGCAUGGCCAUGAGUGCCAUGGACAAGCAGUUGUCCAAUGUCAAGAAGCUGUUGCAAACAGUGGGUGUUGACAACCGAGAAGACCCACUGUGGCCCCAACUGAGAAUCAUCAGUGGGGCCCAUUGCCAUGCAGUUGCCAAAGCUGCCAAAGCAGACCUUGAUGCUGCAGCUGAAGGCUUUCAUUUUCCAACUCUCAACAGUUUGGCAAACCUGCAGCAUGGCAAAAACUUACAACAGGCAGUCUUCAAUGCGCUGAAGAAGGAGGCCAAUCUGCCCCAGCUCCAAGAGGUGGACAUCCCCCUGAAGGGGCAGCCCACACUGUGUGCCUCUGCCUCAGUUAUGUUGCCCCAUGAGCUUUUUGCUGCUCUACAUGAGAAUCCAAAUGGUUGGGCUAAGUCGAUCCUGCCUGACACAAACAAGCUAGAAGCUUUUUGGUCAGCCUUCCAGGGCCACCCCUGUAUGGCACAACAUCCUCUUCACAAGAGGAAGGGCUACAAAACCAAGUGCAUCCCACUGGCACUUCAUGGUGAUGAGGUGCCAGUGACAGGGAUUGGCAAAAUCUGGUGCAGGUCAGCCUUGAUCCUUUCCUGGAAUUCUCUUAUGGCCACUGCAGGAGGUGCAUCUUUGGAGGACACCAACCUCUACAUCUUCGGUUUGUUUGAGAAGUUCAUUUUGCCAGACCAGGCUGCUAAGCUCUACACACAGGGGCUGCAGAUGGCCCAGCUCCAUGGGCAGUUGAUGGAUUUCUAUGCAGGUGAAGAGACCAUGCAGAGGGUCCAGAAACUUUGGAAAAGUUGCUUGGCUGGCUCCAAGCAUUGGCAAGUUUCCAAGAAGGCAGCCUUGAAAGAAAGGCAUUUGCUUUUUCUUAG
Molecule: messenger RNA, 1832 nt
Organism: Durusdinium trenchii
Lineage: Eukaryota; Dinophyceae; Suessiales; Symbiodiniaceae
Source: the annotation of a GenBank genome assembly